Messenger RNA from Phlebotomus papatasi, 1136 nucleotides. RefSeq names its product muscle-specific protein 20 (gene Mp20). The record is from RefSeq and is a predicted model, not a curated record. The transcript has 3 exons. NCBI's taxonomy places the organism in Eukaryota, Metazoa, Arthropoda, Insecta, Diptera, Psychodidae. Gene Ontology annotation, molecular function: protein binding. The coding region runs from base 185 to 739 and encodes 184 amino acids.
UCGCUUGGAUUUCACACGUUUGGAGUCUAUAAAAGCAUAUAGCAAACGAUACUUGAGGAUCAGUUUGUGUUCUCUAUCCAAACGGGGUACAACCUUAGUGGAGGAGUAGAGUGUCUGAGAGAUAAAAUAAACUCCUUUUUUGUAUUCAUAAUAAAGUAAAAGAACAGAAAAAAAUCCACCCACAAUGUCUCUCGAACGUCAAGUGCGUGCCAAGAUUGCCGGAAAGCGUGAUCCCGUCAAGGACAAGGAAGCUCAGGAAUGGAUUGAAGCCUUGUUGGGUGCCAAAUUCCCAGCUGGCAGUCUCUAUGAGGAUGUCCUCAAGGAUGGUACAGUCCUCUGCCGCCUCAUGAACAAACUCCAACCCGGAUCUGUACCAAAGAUCAACGAAUCUGGUGGACAAUUCAAAAUGAUGGAAAACAUCAACAACUUCCAGAAAGCCCUCAAGGAUUACGGUGUACCUGAUAUUGAUGUCUUCCAGACAGUUGAUCUCUGGGAAAAGAAGGACAUCUCUCAAGUCACAAACACACUCUUCGCUCUCGGACGUGCAUGCUACAAACACGCCGAUUUCCCCGGACCUCAUCUAGGACCCAAGCCUGCCGAUGAGUGCAAACGUGACUUCUCAGAGGAGCAACUCCGUGCUGGAGAAGGUAUUGUCGGUCUUCAGGCUGGACAGAAUAAGGGAGCUUCACAAGCUGGUCAGAAUAUUGGUGCCUCCCGCAAAAUUCUUCUUGGAAAGUGAACACCUCACACAAAGCAUCAGGAGAGAAAAUCAUCGCAAAAUUCCUCAUUUUUCUCUCUCACAAAAUGCUUUUCAUGUAUUUUUUCCACGCACUUUCAAUACCACAUGCUAUUUUUAAAGAUAAACCUACCUAAAAAAAACGGUACACUAAAUGGGUAAUAAAUUAUAUUUAUUAUGAAAAAUUUUCUACGAUAUAAAUUGUGUAUAGAAUUUUGUUGGGAACGAAAGAAAGAAAAAAAAGAAAUCGAAAAGAAAAUGUAAUCAUUGUUUUAUUUUAUGUUUUCAUAAACAAAAAAAAAGAAAAAAAAAUUAGACAAAAAAACUCAUGAUUUUCAUUGAAAAUGAAACAUUGAGCAAAGAUUGAAUAAAUAUUUCCUGUUUAGUAUUUAAAUGACAA